AUGAACGUCAAUGUUCCGAGUGUUGUGCUGCCUAGCGGCUCACGUAUGCCGCUUAUAGGAUUAGGUGUAUACAAAGCUAUGCCUGGUGAAGAAACGUACAAGGCGGUUCUUUCAGCUCUGCGUUUGGGCUACCGUCACAUUGAUACUGCACGUUUGUAUGAAAACGAAGCUGACGUCGGCCGUGCCGUUCGGGAUUCCGGGAUUCCACGUAAAGAGCUUUUUAUUACAAGUAAAUUACGUGAAGUUCACUGGGGUUAUGAAAAGGCCAUUGAAGGUGCACGUUCAAGCAACGAUCUUAUUGGGUGUGACUACAUUGACCUGUUCCUGUUGCACCAGCCAUUUGACCCCAAGCUACGGGCCGACACUUGGCGAGCUCUCGAGGAUCUGCAAACUGAAGGAAUUUUACGAAAAAAUGACAUUUUGCUGCAAGCUUUCUCACCUUUAGCAAGAGUCAAGAAGAUUGAAGACCCAAGGCUUGUUGAAAUUGCAAAGGAGGUGCAGGCUACGCCAGCACAAGUGCUGAUAGCGUGGGAUUUAGCCAAGAACUUUACCACGCUUCCAAAGUCUGUGCAUGAAGCGAGGCAGAAGGAAAACCUGGAAGCAGUGAAUGUGAAGUUGACACCGGAGCAAGUUGCACGUCUGGACGCACUUAAUGAAGACUAUUUCUCAGCCACUGACCAUGUCAGCAACUCUGCCGUUUAA
Messenger RNA from Peronospora farinosa, 702 nucleotides. Lineage: Eukaryota; Oomycota; Peronosporomycetes; Peronosporales; Peronosporaceae. The record is from the annotation of a GenBank genome assembly.